CUCGUCACAUCUGCAUGCAAUUGUGCCCCCGCCAAACUCUUUCACUCCACAUGGCCGAGACGCUGCAUACUCUGCUAUAAAUUAGUCGCACCCCUCAUGUCGCUGCCAGCGCCCGCCACCCACCCCAACAUGCCGCCGAGCAAAGAGACUGCGAAGCAUGAGUGCGUGUCCGACGACGCGCUGCAGCACCUCAAGAGCUACAAGUACUCGAGCGUCGACAAGUCCUUCAUCUCGCGCUACAUCCUCAAGCACUACUGGAAUGGCUUCGUAGAGCUGCUGCCCAUGUGGCUCGCGCCAAAUCUCGUCACGCUGCUCGGCUUCUUCUUCAUCCUCGGGAACAUCGUGUUGCUCGAGGUGUACAUCCCGGAUCUCGUCGGCCCGGCACCGUCGUGGGUUUAUUACAGCUUUGCAUUUGGCAUGUGGAUGUACUCCACCAUGGACAACGUAGACGGGAAGCAGGCGCGUCGCACAGGCACAUCGAGCCCGCUGGGAGAGCUGUUUGACCACGGCAUUGAUUCCCUCAACUGCACACUGGCAAGUCUGCUCGAGACAGCAGCUGUCGGAUAUGGAAGCGGCAAGAUUGGUGCCUUCACUGCCCUCAUCCCCGUGCUGCCCAUGUUCUUCUCGACCUGGGAGACAUACCACACCCACACACUCUAUCUCGGCUACUUCAAUGGCCCUACAGAGGGCCUCAUUCUUGCGUGCACAUUCAUUUGCAUGUCUGGGUAUUUUGGCCCCCAGAUCUGGUCGACGCCCCUCGUCACGUAUUUUCCGAGCUUCGCUGAGUGGCUUGGUGACAUGAGCUUCCGGGACGUCUGGAUCCCCAUGAUCCUGUCCACAUUCUUCAUCGCCCACCUUCCCGCCUGCAUCGUCAACGUUGCCCGCGCGCGACGCGCCCAGAACCUCCCAGUCCUGCCCAUCCUCUGGGAAUGGACCCCGCUGGUCAUCUUCUGCGCCGCCACCAUGGCCUGGCUCGGUUCGCCGUACUCUUUCAUCCUCCAGGACAACCACCUCGUGCUCUACUGCCUCACCAUGUCCCUCGUCUUCGGCCGCAUGACCACCAAGAUCAUCCUCGCCCAUCUCACCCGCCAGCCCUUUCCGUACUGGACCAUCAUGCUCGCGCCCAUGAUUGGCGGCGCGCUACUCGUCAAUCACCCCUACUUCACCAUCACGGGUACAACGUUCGGGCCCGUCUCGGCGAGCACGGAGCUGUGGUAUUUGCGGGGCUACUUUGUGUUCGCGGCCGUUGUGUACGGGCGGUGGGCGCACCUCGUCAUCUCGAGCAUCUGCAACUUCCUCGGCAUCAACUGCCUCACCAUUCCCAACCGCAAGCCGAACGAGAAGGCGAGCUCGAACGGCACUGCGAAUGGAUUCCGCUCUGACAAAGGGCGCCUGGACUAGGCACGAAGCCUUCACAAGACAAGACCAUGACUGCACACGCGCCAUUUUUAGAUUAGGUACACUCCAUUCUUGCUUCUUGGAUAUACUUGCGUGGCUCGAGACCGCGCAUUAUAGACGAUAGACGAUCCAUCAUUAGCCUCAUAGCAUCGAACAAUACGUAAUGUUUACACCCCUGACUACCUACUCUUUUGCACUCUCUUCCAGUGUCGAUUGUUGUUG
Molecule: messenger RNA, 1620 nt
Organism: Paraphaeosphaeria sporulosa
Lineage: Eukaryota; Fungi; Ascomycota; Dothideomycetes; Pleosporales; Didymosphaeriaceae
Product: ethanolaminephosphotransferase 1
Exons: 7
Coding region: 97-1401 (434 amino acids)
Biological process (GO): phospholipid biosynthetic process
Cellular component (GO): membrane
Molecular function (GO): phosphotransferase activity, for other substituted phosphate groups
Source: RefSeq, a predicted model, not a curated record